AUGCAUAUCACCCUUGCACACUCUCUCGCCAUCUUGAGCAUUCUCACCUACUCUUCCACAGCAUUAGUAUUGCAACAAACAUCCGCCGGUCUCCAAAAUGACUCGGAAUAUGAUGGCGCGGCAGAACAAACUAUUUCUCCUCCCACAGCAAUAGAUUCCAACCCUCUCUUCCCAAGAUCUCUAUCUACUAUUCCUUCCGAUAAAUCAUCGCCUACAAUUAUACUCGAUGAACUCAUAGAUGCCGAUAUAGCACCAGAAGCGAAACUUCCCGCACGCAAUUUAGGUCCGUUGGGACAGGAAGGAUUCAACAUCGCUACAUAUCUCACCAAUCCCAUCAACACCCAGGCCGCGGUGACUUCUCAAAUCCUAGCUCCCGCGCCUUCGAUUACUGCGGAUCCAAGCUGGAGUGAAAUAUUCCUCACUCCUACAACUACGGUGAUUAUUCCCGCUUCUACGAUUUACUAUACUGUGGCUACGGUUACAGUUGCUGCUCGGAGUAUCAAUACAUUUGCAAGCGAUUCCGCGAUUUCGCAAGUAAAUUCGGCGCUACCGCAAACGUUCCACACAAUUACCACCAGAUCGUCUACUCUCGCUUCAUCGAUUCUUCGUCAAGAGAACGGAAAGCGUGGUUUCGAGGAAGAUAAGAAGGCUUGUGAAGCGCUGGAGCAGUCGGAGGUGCUAAAUUGUUUGGAGACGGAGGGGUUGUUGGUGCCGUACACGACGGUUACGGAGGUGCUGGGGGGGAAGACGAUGGUUUUGGUGGAGGUUAGUGUGGGGGCGGGGAGGGCACGGAGGGAGGCGGUGGUUACGGGGAGGGUGUAG
This is a messenger RNA of Botrytis deweyae, 822 nucleotides long. RefSeq lists its product as uncharacterized. The record is from RefSeq and is a predicted model, not a curated record. The transcript has 2 exons. Lineage: Eukaryota; Fungi; Ascomycota; Leotiomycetes; Helotiales; Sclerotiniaceae. Bases 1 to 822 code for a protein of 273 amino acids.